Messenger RNA from Motacilla alba alba, 2131 nucleotides. RefSeq names its product basic salivary proline-rich protein 2-like. The record is from RefSeq and is a predicted model, not a curated record. Lineage: Eukaryota; Metazoa; Chordata; Aves; Passeriformes; Motacillidae. The coding region runs from base 1 to 1476 and encodes 491 amino acids. The transcript has 11 exons.
AUGGGGGGGGUCCCGCAGCCGUGGCUGGGGCUUGGGGGGGGUCCCGGGGCCAUCGAUGGGGGUCCCAGUGUCCCCCCAGCCCCACAGAUGGACGGGGCCCGGCGCAGGGUGGAGCUGCUGGAGGAGCAGCUGCAGAGGGCGGGGGCAGCACUUGGGGGGUCCCUGGGGGUCCUGCCGCGCCUGCGCCGGGAGCUGGAGGGGCUGCGGGGGGAGCGGCGGCGGCUGCGGCGCCUCCUGAGGCGGCGGCUCCAGGAGCUGGAGGAGACGCAGCGGCAGAUCGAGGCUGAGCUGGAGCGAGCGGCCGCGGCCCAGAGAGACAGGGUCCCGCAGGUGUCCCGGGGGUCCCGGGGGGGCUCCCGGGGGUCCCGGGGGGCGCAGGACGAGGCCGAGCGGGAGCGGGGCCGGGAGCGGCAGCGGCGCCUGCGGAGCUUCCUGGGGGCCAAGCAGAGAGCGCGGCCCCACCCGGGUACGGGGGGGGCAAUUGGGGGGGAGGAGGAGGAGGAGGAAGAGGCCUGGACGGACGGGGACGCCCAGAGCUUCUCGCGGUUCCUGCUGCUGACGGAGCAGCACCGGGAGCUGCAGGAGCUGCAGCAGCAGGUGGAGCAGCUGCGGGCAGCGGUGGCAGCAGCCGAGACCCCCGAGGAGCCGGGGGGACCCCCGGGGGACCCCGAAACUGAGACCCGGGAGCUGCGGGAGCAGGAGCGGAGGGGGAGGGAGGAGCUGGAGCAGCUGAGGGCAGGGCUGGCGGAGCUGCUGGCCCAGCUGGAGGAGGGACGGGGGGACCCCGACCCCAAUCCCGGGGACCCCCCCGGGGACCCCCCCGGGAUCGGGGACCCCCCCGGGAUCGGGGACCCCCUGUGGGAGCAGCUGCGGCUCCUGGAAGUUGGGGUGACCCGGCUGCUGCUGCGGGGGGGGGGCACCCCCGGCUCCGGUCCUGGCAGGGAACGAGGCCAUUUGGAGCCGCCCCCCCCCUCCACGCCCCCCCAGCCCCAGGGAGGACCCCCCGGGGGGGGAGGAAGAGGAGGAGAGACCCCUGAGCCCCGGCGAGCUGCGGGAGAGGGUCCUGAGAGAGGUGCUGAGCCGCGAGGGACCCCCCCUCCCCACCCCCCGGCUGAAUUUGGGGGGUCCCCGGGCCCCCCGCGAGCCCUGAGCCCCCCCCUCACCCCCAUCGGACGUCGGGGUCCCCCCACCCAGCCAUGUUCCCGUCCCCCCCCCCGUCGCCAUGGCAACCAAGUAAAUAUUUGGGGCGGUCGCGGUCGCGUUGCCCCCGGCAACGGCCAAACUUCCCAAAACAGCGCGAAACGGCCCAAAACGAGCCCGGGGGGGAGGGGGAAGUGGGGGAGGGGCGGGGGCGCCGCCCUUUGUCCCCCGUGUCCCCCACCCAGGGGCUGGGGACACACGUGGCUGCCCCUCCCCCGCUUUGGGGACACCCCAGGGACCCUCCCCCCAGAGCCCCCCCCUCCCCCUUCGUGGUGAUGCCCUGACGUCAUCGCCCGGGACCCCCUGACGUCACACCGCUCUGGCCACGCCCCGGUGGGCACCGCCCGGAGUGACACGGCUGGGACCGGCCCGGCGGAGGGACCCGAACCCGCCCGAGGGGACCCGAACCGGGAGGAGCCGAACCGCUCCGGAAACACCCGAACUUGGACUCGAAGGGGGACCCGAACGCUCCCGGAGGGAUCCGAACCCGCCCGGGGGGGGCCCGAACGAGGACCCGAAGCUGUCCGGAGGGACCCGAAGGUACCCGAGGGGACUCGGACCCGCCUGAGGGGACUCGGACCCGCCUGAGGGAACCCGAACCGGGAGAAUCCCGGAACGUCCCGAGACACCCGAACCGGCAGCGUCCCGCGCUAAGGAACCCGAACCGGGAGAAUCCCGGAACGUCCCGAAACACCCGAACCGGCAGCGUCCCGCGCUAAGGAACCCGAACCGGGAGAAACCCGGAACGUCCCGAGACACCCGAACCGGCAGCGUCCCGCGCUAAGGAACCCGAACCGGGAGAAUCCCGGAACGUCCCGAAACACCCGAACCGGCAGCGUCCCGCGCUAAGGAACCCGAACCGGGAGAAACCCGGAACGUCCCGAGACACCCGAACCGGCAGCGUCCCGCGCUAAGGAACCCGAACCCGCCC